AUGGCUGCUUCUUUGAACCCCGCCUCGUCGCCGUUCACUCAGGCUGUGGUGAGUUCCAUGCGGAAGCUUUACCCUGAGUCAUUGGCCGACAAGAGUUGGGACAACACCGGCUUACUCCUGGAAGCACCCUUCAACGCAACUCGCCGCCAGAAGAAUUCGGUGCUCCUCACAAUUGACCUGACCAAAGCCGUCGCGGACGAGGCUAUUGCCCGCCGCGAUUCCAUCGUCGUGGCCUACCACCCGAUCAUCUUCCGCGGCCUCAAGUCUCUCACCUUCAACGACCCGCAACAACAGACCCUCCUCCGCCUCGCCCAGGAAGGCAUCAGCGUCUACUCCCCGCACACCGCCAUCGACGCCACCCCCGGCGGCAUGGCCGACUGGCUCUGCGACAUCGUCACCGGCGCCAUCACCCCGCGCAUCCCAACCGAGAACUCCUCCUCCUCCUCCUUCUCAGCUUCCACAUCCUACACCCAGCCCAUCUACCCCGCCCCGCAACCCUCCGACCCCUCCUCUUCGUCCAGCACAAACGUCCCCCAACACACCCGCCACACCAUCCUCCCCUCCCCCACCCCGACCCCCGAAGGCAUGGAGGACGCAGGCAUGGGCCGCAUUGUGACCUUCGCCGCCCCGGAGCCUCUCACCGCCAUCGUCGACCGCAUUGCCCGCGGCGUUGGGUUCCCCGGCGGCAUCCCCAUCGCCAUCCCGCAGGGCGCCUCGGUGGACGCGCUCAAGAUCCGCACGGUGGGCGUGUGUCCCGGCUCUGGGUCUGGGGUAUUGAUGAAGAAAUCACCCCUCCCUGAUCUGCUGUUCACAGGCGAGCUGAGUCACCAUGAGGCGUUGGCGGCUAUCGAGCGUGGCUCUGUGGUCGUGGCGCUCGCGCACUCGAACACGGAGCGUGGGUACUUGCGGGCGGUGAUGCGGGAGAAGUUGGCUAAGGAGGUGGAGGAGACGUGGCGGGCGCAGAGGGAGGAGUGGCAAGAAAAGCAGUCGCAAGGUGAGGCGGAGGCGGAGGAGGGGUGGAAGGAGGUGCUGGGGGAUGCUUCGUGUGAGGUGGCGGUUAGUGAGGCGGAUCGGGAUCCGUAUGGAAUUAUGGUGAGACGGGUUUAG
Molecule: messenger RNA, 1107 nt
Organism: Aspergillus saccharolyticus JOP 1030-1
Lineage: Eukaryota; Fungi; Ascomycota; Eurotiomycetes; Eurotiales; Aspergillaceae
Product: Nif3-like dinuclear metal center hexameric protein
Exons: 4
Coding region: 1-1107 (368 amino acids)
Cellular component (GO): mitochondrion; cytoplasm
Source: RefSeq, a predicted model, not a curated record